Molecule: messenger RNA, 4007 nt
Organism: Linum trigynum
Lineage: Eukaryota; Viridiplantae; Streptophyta; Magnoliopsida; Malpighiales; Linaceae
Source: the annotation of a GenBank genome assembly
UAAAUUAUCUUAGAGCUGAGCGCGAGCCGAACCAACACGUCCACAACCAGUCACCGUCGUCACCACACACGUGCAUACCCCACCCAACACGUUUAAAAAGCAACUCGUCAGCGGUCCCACCCUACACGUGGCAAGAAUCCCCUGUAUUUGCCACCGCGAUGACCUGAGAAUUGUCAAAGGCCGUUCAAAAUAGAAAAAUCGCAACGGUGGAAUCCCUGUCCACAACUCAAUCACAGCCGCAGGAUCCCCAAUCAUGCGCCACGUUUAAUUGUAUGAAUUCAUGAUUGUCCGAUCAAUACAGAAACCGUCUCGUUUAUUUAGUAAAAAAAAAAGUAAAAGCUAAAAUAAAUUGUAAUGCUUUUUUUUUUUUUUUUUUCUGCUCGUUCCGACAUUUUUAUGGAAUCUAGGCGAGAAGAGAGCCUGCCUGACACACAAGUUUGGUUUUUGGGCUUCCCGAACAGAGUAGAGAGGAAGAGAGAGACAGAGACAGUUGUAUUCUAGAGAGAGAGUGAGAGAGACAAUUUGAAGACGCAAGAUUUGAUUUUUGAAUCUCUACUUCAAAUAGGAGACAUCUCUAUUUCAAAUUUUGGCUGCUUCUCUCUCUCUCUCUCUCUCUCUCUCUCUCUUGCUCUGUUUUCUACUUGUACCGUAGCCAAGUGAUUUCGACCGUUGGCGUGUUUGUUUCUCUGUUUGUAAGAAGCGAGAAGAACUGAACCGAAGUGCUCUUAAAGGGUUCAUUUCAGUGCCCAAACAAAAGGAAGCUUUCGGAGAUCCGACUGUAGCUUGCGUGGGAAUUGCAGGCACAGUGAAAAAGCAAGCAACUUUGUGGGGUUUUUGGUGAUAUUGAGAGAGGGGAAGAAGAUUUGAGAUGACGUUAGUUUCAUCUUUCAUCGCAGUCGUUUUUGGGAGUGAAAAUUCCAGUCCCUGAAGCGUAAAGGUAAGUGCUUCUCUACCCUUUCAAUUCACUUACCAGCUUAAUUUGUUGCUUUCGCCAUUGCUUUACUUCCUACCUUUGACAUCCAUUUCCGCCAUUUCGCUUUCUCAGCUCCUGGGCUUCUUCAGGGGCGUCCACUGAAUCGGAUUCGAGGUCGGGUCAAGCGAGAAUUCUGGUGGGCUUUAGCUGUAAAAUGGUUUGAGAACAGUGAAUAGCGAAACUUUGAGGUAAAAACCAAUCAUUUCCGCCCAUUUAUUUAUUUACUGAGCUGAAUUCAAUUUCCAGUAUCUCGGUUGUAGAUAGAGACUUGUACCUUCUCUUCAAAGUAAAGUCUGUCUCUCUCUCUCUCCUCUUUUCCCUCUCUAGUUCUCUCAUCUCUACCACCUGCCUUUGAUGGCGACCCGAUUGGGAAACGCUUUGGAAGGGAAGAUCAGAUCACCAUCUACAUCUACAAGAUUAUACAUCUCCUCUACAUUGCUUCACCGACGUUUUCUUUUUUCUUUAGAAGCUGUAAAAGUAAAGGCUCAGAAAAUUGUUCCUCUUUUUCUUCCUUCACCCUUUAAUUAUUAUAUAAUAAUAAAAAUAUGAUCUCUCGUGGGUAGGCAGGCAGCAGGCAAAGCAGAGUCACAAAGGCAUAUCCAUCUAAUCUAAUCUGCCUUUUUUUCCUUGUAUUGUUUUCUUUAAUUUGGUGGGUUGGGUAUUUGCUUCAGAACGAGCUUGGUGUGACUGUUCAGUAAUACAUUCUCAAAGGAAACCAGAGGCACAAAGGCGUCACUCUAAUUAUGUUAUUUGGAAGAAGAAGAAAAAAAAAAAAACCUUUCUCUUGUUUUCUAGUUCAUGUCUCACGAUUGCAACUGCUCCCACUCUAAUAAGUGUCUUUUCUUUCCUUCUUGUGCUUUGCUUCUCAUCCAGGUCACUUCUUCACUUUCUUUACUUUAAUGGCCUUCUUCUUCUCGCUCUCCCCGUUUUGCUUUCAGGAAGAAGAGUAACCAAAUUUGAUUGAACAAGCAGUCAAAUCUAUCCAUCAUGGUAAUCGAAGAUCGCCGCAAAGGCAAGCAGGUGGUAACCGAUGUUCAAUCCGUUGAAGACUGGCUUUCCCACGCACAAGAACUCGUCCCUCUGGCGAUCGAAAAGGCGAAACAGGUCAAGGGCUUCCCAGGAAGAUGGAAGAUGAUCGUCGGCAAGCUCGAGCAGAUCCCGAAUCGGCUCUCCGACUUAUCGAGCCACCCUUGCUUCACCAAGAACGCUCUCUGCAAGGAGCAGCUCCAGGCAGUCUCAACGACUCUCAAGGAGGCCAUGGAAUUGGCAGAGCUUUGCGUGGCAGAGAGGUACGAAGGGAAGCUCAGGAUGCAGAGUGAUCUCGAUUCUUUGUCCGGGAAAUUGGAUUUGAAUUUGAGAGAUUGUGGGCUUCUGAUCAAGACUGGGGUUCUGGCUGAGGCUACUCUGCCUCCUCCUUCGGUCGCCGCAGCCGCCGGAACCUCCGCGGAACCUGAGGCUCUGCUCUUCCACGGAAACAUCAGGGAGUUGCUUGCUCGCCUUCAAAUCGGUCAUUUGGAGGCAAAGCAUAAAGCUCUCGACUCUCUGGUCGAGUUCAUGAAAGAAGAUGAAAAGGCAGUUCUCUCUGUUCUCGGUCGGAGCAACAUCGCAGCUCUGGUCCAGCUGCUAACCGCCACCUCCCCUCGUAUCCGGGAGAAAACAGUCACCGUCAUAUGCUCGCUGGCGGAAUCAGGCAGCUGCGAGAGCUGGCUCGUUUCGGAGAGCGUUCUUCCUCCACUGAUCAGACUGAUCGAAUCCGGAAGCGCAGUGGGCAAGGAGAAGGCCACCAUAUCUCUCCAGAGGCUCUCGAUGUCGGCCGAAACAGCCAGAGCGAUCGUGGGUCACGGAGGAAUCCGGCCCUUGAUCGAGAUAUGCCGAACGGGGGAUUCGGUGUCUCAGGCAGCAGCAGCUUGCACCCUGAAGAACAUCUCUGCAGUGCCGGAAGUUCGGCAGCCGCUAGCGGAAGAAGGAAUCGUGAAGGUAAUGAUCAAUCUUCUGGACUGCGGGAUCCUGCUGGGUUCCAAAGAGUACGCAGCAGAAUGCUUGCAGAAUCUCACUUCCAGCAACGAGGAUUUGAGAAGAUCAGUGAUCUCCGAAGGCGGGAUUCGAAGCCUGCUGGCGUAUCUCGACGGUCCUCUCCCUCAGGAAUCCCCCGUUGGAGCAUUGCGGAAUCUGGUAAACUCCGUCUCCACUGAAAUCCUCGUCUCGCAAGGAUUCCUGCCGCGAUUGGUCCACGUGCUGAAAUCGGGAUCGGUGGGGGCACAACAGGCUGCAGCCUCGGCGAUAUGCAGGGUGUGUGCUGCGGCGGAGAUGAAGAAGGUGGUGGGGGAGGCAGGGUGCAUUCCGCUGCUGAUAAGGAUGCUGGAGGCGAAGUCGAACGGGGCGAGGGAGGUAGCUGCGCAGGCGAUCUCGAGCCUGAUGACGGUGUCGCAGAACUGCAGGGAGGUGAGGAAGGAAGGGAGGAGCGUGCCGAAUCUGGUGCAGCUGCUGGAUGCCAGCCCGCAGAACACGGCGAAGAAGUACGCGGUGGCGUGCCUGGCGGGCUUGUCGGGGAGCAAGAGGUGCAGGAAGAUGAUGAUCUCGUACGGUGCGAGCGGGUACCUGAAGAAGCUGACGGAGAUGGAUGUUCCUGGGUCGAAGAAGCUGCUGGAGAGACUGGAACGAGGGAAGCUCAGGAGUUUGUUCAUUAGGAAAUAAAAAUAUUAUCUUCUGUGUAAAAUGUGUAAUGUUUAGCUCUGCUUUUUUCCUUAUUUGUUUAGGGUUUUGUUAUGGGGAUGGGGUGUUUCAUUAUCUGUAUGAAACGGAAGCAAUCAAUGGUGCAAAAAAAAGGGUAAUGGAAGUUCUUGAAAACGAACAAUCAUGAUGAGAUUCUUCUUGGACUCCAUUAUCACAGUAGGGCUGCAGAAAUUAUGGCGUUUGGUCCUCUGGUCCCCAUGGGGAUUUUCUGGGGUUAACUAUUGUGAAUAUGGUAAAGCAAGCAGCUAUGGCAUUGAUUUGGCCUGCAUGUUUCUUUUUCUAAUCAAUUGGUUGGGUAUUG